Molecule: messenger RNA, 3024 nt
Organism: Limulus polyphemus (Atlantic horseshoe crab)
Lineage: Eukaryota; Metazoa; Arthropoda; Merostomata; Xiphosura; Limulidae
Product: serine/threonine-protein kinase NLK-like
Exons: 6
Coding region: 24-884 (286 amino acids)
Biological process (GO): intracellular signal transduction; protein phosphorylation
Cellular component (GO): cytoplasm; nucleus
Molecular function (GO): ATP binding; MAP kinase activity
Source: RefSeq, a predicted model, not a curated record
AUUCUGUAUAUUUUGUUUCUAAUAUGAUUGUUUUUUAUAUUUAUGUAGGGUUAAAGUACCUACAUUCUGGACGUAUCCUUCAUCGAGAUAUUAAACCUGGUAACCUGCUUGUCAACAGUAACUGUGUUCUCAAGAUUUGUGACUUUGGUUUGGCUCGAGUGGAGGAACCUGACGAGAAUCGUCACAUGACUCAGGAGGUUGUCACUCAGUACUACCGCUCACCUGAGUUGCUCAUGGGGGCCAAACACUAUACUUCGUCAGUUGACGUUUGGUCAGUUGGCUGUAUUUUUGCAGAACUUUUAGGUCGACGAAUUCUUUUUCAAGCUCAGACUCCUAUUCAACAACUGGAAUUGAUUACAGAUUUGUUAGGAACUCCAUGUUUGGAAGACAUGAAACAUGCAUGUGAAGGUGCUCGGAGCCACAUGUUGAGGAGGCCUCAAAAACCACCAUCACUUGCAGCUCUCUAUACUCUCUCGUCUCAAGCGACUCAUGAAGCUGUACACCUGCUAAGUCAAAUGCUUGUUUUCAACCCCGAUAAACGAAUCAGCUGUACCGAUGCUCUCUCCCAUCCGUACCUAGAUGAAGGUCGUCUCCGUUACCAUUCCUGUAUGUGCCGCUGUUGCCAUAGUACCCCCGCAGGUCGUCACUAUGUCUCAGACUUUGAACCAAUCAUAAUCCAGCCAUUUGAUGAUUACUAUGAAAAAGAAUUUUCUUCCAUCCACCAAGUAAAAGAACGCCUCCACAAGUUCAUACUGGAGCGAAGUGCUGGUUCCAACCGUGUCCCAUUGUGUAUAAAUCCACAUUCAGCUGCUUUCAAAAGUUUUGCUAGCUCAACCGUCGCUCACCCGUCGGAACUUCCUCCGUCACCUCAUCAGUGGGAGUAGACAUAGCAGCUAGGCCAUUCCAGUGUGUUAGUCCGGCCUUACAAGAAAGGAUGGCUUCAGAUCCAUCUUGGAAGCUGGGCAGCCUGAGAGAGAGACUACUACUACUACUACUUUGUUCCAGUGUGUUCACUAUGCAACUGUUACAUCACCCAUAACCAGGUUCCUAAUUUAUUGUUUCAUUGUUUUUACUAUACCUGAAUACAGUAGAAACUUUUUAAGUUUUCAAUUUUAUUUUAUUUUAUAAAUAAUUUUGUGACACCUUCUAUGAAGCUCAGAAAUUGUAACACAUAGGUGUUAUAGGUUCGUGGUUACGGUAAUGAGCAAAGUAAGAAAAAUAUAAGAACCUUGACAAUUUAUUGCGAGGGAAAUCGUUUUGUUUUGUUUUAAUUAUGCAAUGCAGAUAAUACUGUUCCAUAAAAUUGAUGAUUUUCUAACUUUAACAAACCCAGCAAACCUGCUUACUGAAAGAAACUCGUUUCUCAGCAAGCUUUUUCAUUCUGUAAUUUCUGGGUCUUUUCAACACCCGUAUAGUUAAACCUUAGUCUAAUACAUUACUUUUAAGAAAAUGAAAUGAGAAACAGUGUACGUUCACUGAAAACACAGAACAGAAGUAAAUUAUGCUUUAUUCUUUCUCUCGACAUAAAAAACAACAACUAGGAAGUAAUUUUCUUUCUCUGGAAACUUCUUCUUUACUGGUGAAUUCAUCAGUAUUAAAAUCCAUAUAAAGGUAGAUUACGGACUAUUUCUUGAGAUAUGAUCAUUGGUUUGAGUCUGUAGUUGAAAAGUUUGUGUAUUUUACUAAGUAUUGAUAUAUAUAUAUAAUUGUUUUAGUGAUAGUGAAGUGGUGACAGUGUUGUUGAAUUGGUUGUUACGUAACUGUAGCAAGGGUUUUCAUAACGCAAGCACUUUCUUGUCACUUCUUUUAUCAUAUAUGUAGUGUAUCAAAUAGGCCUAGGAGGCUUCACUUGUAAAUAUUUUUGUACUUGGGAUGGUUUGGAUUUAGAUUUCAUCAAAUGCAAAAAAAAAAAGAAAAGAAAAAAAAAGUGCCACAAAAUGCUUUGUAGUGGAUAUAGUACUGACCGUAUAUCUUCUUCGGGUCAAGUGUUUUUGUAGUAAAUGUUUUACAUUUACAUCAUCUACUUAAUUUUACAAUAAUUGUACACAUCUCAGAUUCUUGAUGUCUAAACCAAGAAAUUUAAACUCACCAGCGAUCAGUGUUUUCAUCAUCGGUGUUUCUUGGUUACAUAAUUAGUUCUGGGAUUUAUUUCAUAUUUGGAAAAGUUCGUUUACAAUUGUUUAUUACUUAGAAAAAUUUCUUUUAAAAUCAUAAACAGGAGGCUUUUUUUUUUAGAUAUAUAUAUAUAUAUUUAAUGCAGUUUUGUUGAUGAUAACUUUCCCAUUAAAAAAUUGAAAAUAAGCCAUUAUAUAUAUUUUUUUAAAACUGACAUUAUUACUAUAGUCAUGUAUAAGAUCUCGUUAGAUGUAAUUACUUAAUUAUUUGUUAGUGUUAUCUCACACUCUACAAAACUGUAACGGUAAGGGGGUUUUUUAGUUCAAAAUAAUAAUAGGAAGUAAAUUCAUAUCUCUUUGUUUUUUACUGUAAGCAUUAGCGUAAUUGGUAACUUGCACACCCCUCCUGGUCCUGGUUACAUCAUUCUCCAUAAGCAAUGCAAUAGAAAAUAACUGUACGAAAGGAAAAUUGAGUGCUACUGUAUUGUACGGUCUACAAAAAUCUUUACACUAUAGUGUAUGGUCUACAAAGAUAUUUACACUAUAGUGUAUGGUCUACAAAGAUAUUUACACUAUAGUGUACGGUCUACAAAUAUAUUUACACUAUAGUGUACGGUCUACAAAGAUAUUUACAAUAUAGUGUACAGUCUAUAAAGAUCUUUACACUAUAGUGUACGGUUUACAAAGAUAUUUACACUAUAGCGUGCAGUCUAUAAAGAUAUUUACACUAUAGCGUGCAGUCUACAAAGAUAUUUACGCUAUAGUGUACGGUCUACAAAGAUAUCUACACUAUAGUGUACGGUCUACAAAGAUAUUUACACUAUAGCGUACGGUCUACACAGAUACUAUUAUCAUCACCAUUUUAACUUUUGUUUAUUUGCAACUGUCACCAUUUAUUAUAAAUAAUGUU